AUUUAAAUAAGACACAAUCUCAUUUUUUCUUAGUAUCUGUUCCGUUUUUCUCUGAUAUAAAUUUAUUUAAAUAGAUUUUAAAGAAGAUUUCAUAUUACAAACCAUUGGAUUUAUUAACUAAUUGGAAAUAUGAAGCAAAAUAUGAGUUUUUCCUCUAUCGUAGGUUUAUUAUUUGUUUUUUCUAUAAUAAUGAAUACUGGUUUAGCUUUAGUCUGUUUUUCAUGUGACUCUAAACACAAAGACAAUAGUAGUUGCAGAGAUUCUUUCAUGGAAAUACUAGAACCUUAUGACGAACUUCCUAAGAUGGUACAUUGUAGGGAUGGUACCAAAAAUGAGAAAGCUGUAUGUUUAAAGAUAAAGUAUAUGAAAGAUGCCAAUAAUAAAACGGAAGUUCAAAGAAGUUGUGAAUUAGUUCCAAAAACUCUAAAAGAAGGACAUUGUCCCGAUGAUUUAAUAGACUAUGGGACUAUGGAGUACUGUGGAAUAUGUGAUAUGGAAGCUUGUAAUGCCUCUCCUGGGGUUAAAACUGUAUUUUUGACACCAGUAACAAUGGUAUUUUUAACUAUGGUAAAAAAAUUGUAUUUUAAGUUUUAAUUUUAAAAUGUAAUAAUUUUAUUCAAAUCGGCAAUAAAAUCAUUUUUUAAAUAAUG
Molecule: messenger RNA, 650 nt
Organism: Psylliodes chrysocephalus
Lineage: Eukaryota; Metazoa; Arthropoda; Insecta; Coleoptera; Chrysomelidae
Source: the annotation of a GenBank genome assembly